Messenger RNA from Poecilia latipinna (sailfin molly), 1290 nucleotides. Its product is annotated as secretory phospholipase A2 receptor-like. The coding region runs from base 128 to 1216 and encodes 362 amino acids. The transcript has 5 exons. The record is from RefSeq and is a predicted model, not a curated record. Lineage: Eukaryota; Metazoa; Chordata; Actinopteri; Cyprinodontiformes; Poeciliidae.
GUCUUUGUUUUUGAAUGUGUAAACUCUGUUUCCGAAUAUUAAACUGAUCCACACGAAAUGGAAAGUGCACUCUGCACCAGAUGCUUCAGCAAUUUGUUUGUGCAGAAGAAUUGUUGAGCUGCAGACAAUGAUGAAAGUUUUGUUCCUCGUUCUGUGUUCAGGAAUUUUGCAGUUUUCAUUAGCUGCAUACCGUCUGCGAUACUUUAAUGAUUAUCCAGAAGAGAGACUGAACUGGACUGACGCAAAACAAUACUGUGUUGAAGAGGGAGGAUCAUUACUGAGUCUGCAUGAUGAAGAGGAGGAGAGGAUGAUAUUUAAUUACACUAACCCCGGACCUGGGUUUUGGAUUGGCCUCAAGAAGAAGGAUAAUUAUACUCUCUUUUGGUCAAAUGGAGAAAUUGUCAACUUUACCAAGUCAACAGUAAACAUUAGUGAUGUAGAUCAACUCUGUGAAGCUUUUGAAAACGGUUCAUGGAAGGGUGUUAAAUGUUCAGAAGAAAAAGCUUUCAUGUGUAAAAGUGGUGAAAAUUUCGUCCUUGUAGACGAUGUUGAGAGAAACUGGUGCCAGGCAAGGCAACACUGCAGAACACAUUUCAACAAUUUAGCGAGUAUCAUGGACGAACAGCAAAAUGAAGACCUGCGACAAAAAAGUCGAGGAAAAAACGUUUGGAUCGGGUUUCAGCAUGACAAAUAUGAAUGGGCAGACAAAAGUUGUUCAACAUUCAGAACUAUUAGUGAUAGUUCUGACACAUGUGUCUCUUUACAUAACAAUGGGAAUGAGCUUAAUUGGAUUCCACUUGGGUGCAGUAAUGUAAAACCAAUCAUUUGUUAUAAAGGCAAUGUGAGAAUCAUAGUAAUCAAGGAGCCCAAAACUUGGGAGGACGCCCUGAAUUACUGUGAAGCCAGACAUUCACGCUUUCUAUGGAUUGAGGAUGAGGAGGACCAGAAAGCUGUUGGACAGUGGCUAAAUUUCACUGUCACUGGUUCUUUGAAGCAUUUGUGGAUCGGUCUGAGGCAGAGUUCUGUCUUUGGGUUCUGGAUUUGGAGUGACCGAAUUGCAAACUAUAAGAACUGGGAGAAUGGAAAACAGCCUGAGAUGGCUUUGUUCCGUCACUGUGGUGUGAUUGAUGCUAAAAUCUUCGAAUGGAGUGGUGAAGAUUGUAAGCUUAUGUUACCUUUCCUCUGUGAAGAGGAUAUAAUAUACAUGAAGACCUAAAAUUACAGCUUCAUUCAACAGCUGAAAGCCUAAUGAUGUCAUGUUACCACUUCCAUCCAUCUGUCUGUUUCUCU